Siniperca chuatsi (mandarin fish) is the source of this 5320-nucleotide messenger RNA. RefSeq names its product circadian-associated transcriptional repressor-like. Bases 1459 to 2790 code for a protein of 443 amino acids. Gene Ontology annotation, biological process: circadian regulation of gene expression; negative regulation of DNA-templated transcription. Gene Ontology annotation, molecular function: RNA polymerase II cis-regulatory region sequence-specific DNA binding. Lineage: Eukaryota; Metazoa; Chordata; Actinopteri; Centrarchiformes; Sinipercidae. The record is from RefSeq and is a predicted model, not a curated record. The transcript has 7 exons. Gene Ontology annotation, cellular component: nucleus.
AUGGGGCAGCACACGGUCCACAUUUGCGGGGAGAGAGACAGGUGGAGAGGGAGAACAAACCAAACACGCUGUCAGUUUGUUCAGUUGACUACAAGAGUUCCUUGUAGAAUCCUAAACUAAAAAGCUGAGCUAACGGUCGGCUCGCAGCCCCUCCUCGCGUUCUGUCCGCCGAAAAGCGUCGGAGAAACACUGAUUUUUACUAGGAAACUGCUUUAUUACCUGUUUUAACUGCCGGGUCGCGCCGAUUGCUUCCCGGUGAUACGGCCGAGAUUUCGGUGGGGGUCUCGGCGCUAGCGAACGGGGUUUUCGGUACCCAUGGGUGCAACGACAGCUAGCUAGCUAGCUAAAGUUGGCGAAGUAACGUUAAUGAGCCAGCAUCUGGGCCAAAGAUACUCUAUAACAUUCUAAAGCGUCUCUGCCUGGGCUCUUCACCUGUGACAACGUAGAUGGCAUACGCGGUCCUGCCUUAGCAACUCAACAGUACUUUUUUGAGUGAAAUGUCACAUCUUAUAGGUAUUUCCUCCUAUAGGAUCUUCGAGUAAGACAUAGGCCUACUGAUGAUUUAGCUCUACAGAGAGACGUAUUGAAAAGGCUGAAGAAAGGAGGAGGGAGCCAUGGAGGUGUAUAAUAGCAUUAGUUGGUUGUGAAAGUUGAAUCGUGUCAUUGAAUCAAAUAGGGGGUUAUUGAUGUUGCCUGGGGACUGACUGUAAACUAUAAAAUUCACAUGAGAGUGCACUAUAAUGUAGCCUCUCAUGUCUCGGGCCGGCGCCGUAGUGCGUGCGUGUGUUUACCACCGCUCGCUGUAGUAGAGCAGCCCUGCCCGACACCAAACACACGAGCGACACGAGUGGGCAGGGCCGUGAGUGCCCGGGCCGCCGUCCAAUCAACGGCUAGUAAAGCAAUCACUGGCUGGAAGGGUCAGCCAAUGGCGUCCGCCACCGCCGGGACCGCAGCCAAUAGAAUGCGCGCAAAACGUGGGCACGUGGAUCCGUGCACAUGUUGACGCUCGUAAACUGCCGAGAGAAAGCGCUAGCGAAGACACAAACCGAUGAACGGCCGGGCUGUGUGUGUGUGUGUGUGCGAGAGCUGAGGCUGGGCGCCCCGAUGCUGCUCCAGCUACAGAGUGUGUAUUGACGGAUCUGUCGUAUCAAAGUAGGAGAUAGAGCUGUUUACGAUUGUUUCUGACAGCUGCUGUGUUUAUCUCAGAUUACCGAAGGAUCAGAGACCAGCAGGCACUCAGAGAUUACACAGAGAGAGAGAGAGAGGGAGAAAAAAAGGGAAAGACAGAUGAGAGCGAGAGAGGCACAUGGUCAGACAUAUAGAAUGUAAAAUGUGAGUAAGAGGAGGAGGAGGAGGGCUGGUCUGUGGAAGAGGAAAGGAAGAGGAGCACCAGGCUUGUGUGCAUAACGAACGGGAUGAGCUGAAGGGAGAGCAGAGAGAAAUGAGAGGCAUACAGAAAUGCAGCCAGAGAAGAAGGAGAGAGCAAUGCAGUCCCAGGGCAGCACUUCCUCUCAGCCCUCCUUCGAUUCCCUGAGCUCCAGCGACAGCCUCUUGUUCAGCGACUCGGAGCAGGCAGAGGACGACACAGAUGUCUUCCUGACAGACGGCUCUUCCUCUGUCAUCAUCGGUGGCGUGGGCGGGGCUGCGGCCAAUGGAGACAGAGGAUCGGAUAGUCCAGGGUCCCAGUGGACGUGUGAUGGCUUCCCCGACAAAGAGGAAGAGGAGGAGUCAUACAGGUUGGAGAACGGGGGCAAGGCAGCUCACAUCAGCUUGGACGAUACGGAUCCUACAAGCAAGAUCCCAAAAUCACAGGGAGACCUGCUGUUUGCUCAAAAGUGUGCUGAGUUACAGGGUUUCGUCAGGCCCCUGCUGGAGCUGCUGAAUGGACUGAAGAGGGGCCGAUUCGACCGUGGUUUGAGUAGUUUUCAGCAGAGCGUUGCUAUGGAUCGAAUCCAGAGGAUUGUGGGGGUUUUACAGAGACCUAACAGCGGGGAGAAGUACCUGAAUACUCUGCUUCAGGUGGAGAUGAUGCUGAAGCUUUGGUUUCCUCAGAUCCCCACUCAGCCUGUCUCAGCAGCCUCCAGCGUCGCCGUGUCCCCCGCUCGGUCCCUCCAAGACACUUCCAGCUCCACCCCGCCGCACAAGCACAGGGAUCAGUUACAUAUUCCCGUAAAGAAGCGCAGACUCAGCUGGACAGGUACGGACUCCCCCGCGCCUUCCCCUGUGCUUCUCAAGUGCCCUCGUAUUGGUACAGAAGAGAAGAGGGUGAAGCAAGAUUGUGAUGAAAAGGACGGCCCUCCUCCUCCAUCAUUGGCAUCUGAUGCAACCCAAAAUUCACCAGAUGUGGCCGGGAACAGCAAGCUAAAUCAGGACACAAAGGGAAAGGACAGUGACAGUGAGGAACUAGGCAAGCUACCAAAAUACAAAGCGGGUCAAAGCUCUGAGCCGAGCCUGACGUGGGUUCACGUUGCCCCAAUCCUGUCCCCACGAAAGGCCUGGCCUUCACACGAGGCCACAGCAGGGGCAGGUAACCUUGAAAACCAGCCUGUCACUGCCGUCCUCCCACCCAGCAGGAGGGGCAGUCCAGCUACGCAAGACAGCUCUAUCUCUUCUACCACACCCUACAAGCACCCCAAAAAUUUGAAGAAGCCGAUCCAGUGCCAAAGCCAGCCUGUUGCUGGACAACACAGUGAGAGUGAGACCAUCGAGACCUGUCAGGGUCAAAAUCAAUCUCCUCAGGUCACACUUCAGCCCUUGUCUGGGGUGUGCCCCACCCCCUUAGAGACCUGAUGUAUUGAUCAAGCAAAGAGCCGGCGGCCUUGCUUUGUUACACCACCGAGCUAAGAGCUGCUGAGAGAGGAAGAAGGGAAGAGGCCUGUGAUUAUAGAUGCAUUAAAGAGAGGAAGGGGAGGAAAGAAUCGUAGGUGAUAGAUGUUGAAGACAAAUGAUGGAUCAUACACAACCCCUCAUCAAAACCACAAUUACAAGUUAUUUCAACAACAGAGCGUAAUGUGUUUAAAUGAAUCUAAUCUACCAGAGCUGAUAAUCACAACUACAUAGUAAUCUGAACGUGUGCACAAAAGCAGAUGUGGUUGAGGGGGGAUAGGAAAGAACACCUAAAGCUCAAAGGCUAUUUACAGCUUAUUGAGUAAUGAUCCAUAGGAGAGAUUUUGAGGAGCAAAUAAUAGUUUCUCCUCAGCAUGAAAGCAAUCAGUAUAUUUAGAGAUGACUGUUUAGGCAGACAUCUAACUUGGGGGGCACACUUGACCUGUAAUUAGAAAAGUUGAUGUCAGUGUUCAGAAUGAGUUUAUUGUGAUGAGGUAACUAGUCUAGAGUGAGUAACAGGGUGAGCUGAAUUGGAUUCUAAUCUUAUGGCAGGAGACACAGGUUUGAACUUAACAUUUACUUGUAGAUAGAAUUGAGGCAUCUGGCUCGAAGAGGAAAAGUGACAUUGAAGUCACUGAAAAUCUUGUAGCUAGUGAUGUGAGAAAUACAGUGUACAGAAUGCAGCAUUAUACUGUACGUGUGCUGUGUUAGUCAUUGGAGACUGGAAAAAAUAAUGUCAUCAACUCACGAAUGUAAUCCAAGAACUGUCUGGGCACUUGGCUGGCAGAUCUGCGGCAAAACAUCGAGAGGAGUGACAUCACAGCGAUCAGAGGUCACGUGACUUUUCUUGUCAUGCUGUGGGUCAGAUGUUUCCCGGUUCUCUACUGCCAACUGACGGGCAGACAGUGUCAUGUAAAUCCAACAAAGACAGGAAGGAAAAAACAAGGACCACUCAAAGACAUAUGACUCUCGAGUCCUACAGUUAAUUUAUUCAUGUGUUGAUCAGACACUGCGUUUAUUUAUUGUUUGUAUUUAUUUAUUGGGCAGCUGAAUAUCGCCUGCUGUGCGCUUGCAUAGUUUGGCCUACAAUUUUUGUGAGGGGACUGUGAAGAUGCUGUUGACUGUGGUUUUUAUUGCUGUCAUGAGGAAAAAAAACCCAUGAAGGAAGUGAAAUCUUACGAUUGGACUACUGUGCCUUUUACCAAAUAGGAUGUGUUCAGAAAAGCAUUUGGUGCUUUAAGUGCAUUCAUACUGCGUUUUGAUUGUUUGCAUUUAUUUAACAAAACCAGUACACAUUCAAUCAUAAAAGCCUACAUGUAGUCAUUUUCAUCUUGCUUUUAAAGUUACACACAGCAUCAAAACCAACAGUAUCAUCAACCAUCUAUCUACUGCUUAAAAACUGGCAUCCAGCUCUAGUAUUCUGGCAUCUACAGUUAAGCCAAACUUAUUACAUCUCCAACUUUUCCACACACCAACAGCAGUGGCUACUAUUUGUCAUGUAUUAAAGUGUAUCCUUCUUUUGGGGCUUUUCUUUUGGUUCUGAUAAACAGACGAACAGACUGAACUGAACUUAAAGCUGGUGCUCUUGAAAACUUGAAAAAACAGAGAAAAUAUAAAUGUAAAGGAGGAAAUCUUUAUUUGCACCACCCUGCUGCUAUUGUUAUUCUUCCAGUUCUAAUUUAGAUGUUUGAUAGUAAGCUCUUUCUUUAUUUGGAAAUCUACUCACAAUAUUCUUCUAAAUGUAGGAGGGGUUUUAGCGAUGUGAUUGGAUUUACAUAAACUGCAAAAGUAUAUAUUAAGUGAAUAUUUAGACUAAAGUAUUUUUAAUGGUAUGAGUGGUUCAUACAUUAUUUACAUAAAUCAAAUCAAGAGGAGGGAUAUCCACGUACCAGACUCCUCCAAAAAGCACCACGUGUGAACACAGAGCCACUGGCAGCCUCCAUGUCACUGCCUGUUUGUGGAGUAAGGAGUGUACAAACCCUCGGUCACUGACCCAGAGUCAGACCAUCUUACCCCAUCCCGCCUUCAAACGUGACGGUAUGAUGUGCCAGACGCUGAUCAGAAGCUGGGGGUGUCCUCCACCUCUCUCCUGUUUUUAUACGGUUGUGGUAUGACAGAGAAACCAAUUGCACUUAUUUUUCAUUGCUCAUGUCCUUUUUCAUGUAUGUUUUUUACUGCAGCGACCACUGCUAAUUGGUCAAAAAUAAUAUGUCUUGUUUAUUUUAGCUGCCUUUUUCUUCUUAAAUUGUAAAAGCUGACUGUAGUUCCCCCUCCCCUCCCUACCUUCCCCUCCCCUCCCCCACUCUGCUGCAUUCGUCUGCCCUUGCCCUCUCUCCUUCAUCUCCCUCAAUCCCGUGUAGUAUGUUUUCUUUCUAAACUAAACUCUUGUCUUUCUCUCACCCCAUCUUUACAUGAUAUUACUCUUCUGGCUACUUUUUCAACAAUAAUGAAAAGGAAAAAAAUCUUUUAAUAAAUGACACAUUUUUGAAAGCUG